CAAAACCACGUCCUGCUCUUCCAUACCACUUCUUUAAAAGCCUCCAAAUUAUCUUAUCAUCAAAAGCCCAUUUUAGACCUCAAAUCACUUUCUUCUUUUUAUCUCCAAAAAUCAUUGUUCAAUUCAUUCACCAAACACAAAGAGCUCAAAAAACGAUGAAGACCAAAGCUAAAAGCCAAAACAGGUUCCUCAGAAUCAUCACGAUACCCCUCAGAGGUUUAAUUAAAGCGAGGGACAUGUACGUUCGAGGCAUGAAUAACAUGGAGGUUAUGAGCCGCACAAACACCGUGAAAGGCUCGGCUGGUCGAUUAUCCUCCGGUCUGCCGAAGAGUUUCAGCGUCGCGACGGCUAGGAAAAACGACAGCGACGACUACGCGGAGCUCGUGAGAGCGGCCUCCGCUAGGGACUAUGGCGGAAAGUUUGACCUUGACAUGCUUCUGCAGCAACAGCUGAGGCAAGUGCUUGAGGAAACGACAACAACAGGAGCGGAAGGCUUGCCCAAGUGUAGCAGCGUUGGGAUGGGGAAAAUCGACGAAGACAAGCCUUAUGAGUUUAGCGACGAUAAGAAGGCCGAUUUCUUGUACCCGAGAAGCACAAGUUACGCCGUUUUUAAAAGAAGUACUGCUGUGAUCUGAUCAGUUUUUAAUUGCAGAACGGGAAUUUUUUUUUUUGGGUCAGUUGUUAAUUAUGUUGUUAAUUUCAUUUGUUGUGUAGAAGGUGUUUGUAAAAAGGUGUUUGAUUUCGAAAUUAUGUCUAUGAGAUUUCUAAUCUCAAAUUAAUUGUUUGAAAAAUCAGAUGAUAAUAUAGACUUACAUAUUAAAAUUUCAGUA
This is a messenger RNA of Morus notabilis, 830 nucleotides long. RefSeq lists its product as uncharacterized. NCBI's taxonomy places the organism in Eukaryota, Viridiplantae, Streptophyta, Magnoliopsida, Rosales, Moraceae. The coding region runs from base 156 to 635 and encodes 159 amino acids. The record is from RefSeq and is a predicted model, not a curated record. The transcript is spliced from 2 exons.